AUUCGCGUUUUGUGUUUUCGUCAGGUCUUAAACUUAUACGUUACUUCAAAUCGAUAUUAGAUACUUUUUUGGAACUCAUACGGAUCUUAAUUUAGUUUACGACCCCUACUUAAAACGACUUCCUUGUUGAUGGACAAGCAUCCGCAAGAUCACCCGAGCUGUCAACGUGACAACAGACGACAGAUUUAUUUUACGCAAAUCCUCAUGAGGAGAGACAUAAGAUACACAUCCUUUCCUCAGAAGAGAAUUUGAAUAUGUUCCUGUACCCAAACGGAGCUCCUGUUUACAAUGAUACAGCCCAACGGCAAGAGUAGUUUUGAAAUUCAUGUGUACAGACUAAAAGCAACCACAUAUAUAUACACACUUUGUAUGUAAAUUGUUAAGUAGAUGCCAUGACUCAUCCUAAUUAUGACCCAAAAACUUACCGCAGACCAGCUGUCAAAUCAGCAGCUUCGUCCCAUGAUGGGGACUACUGGACGGUUGACAAACCUAACAGAGGUGGUGCCCUCUGUAGGCCAAAGACGGAAACACAGUUUAAGCCAUCAUACAGUGUAGACUGGGAGAUUUUCUGUCCCAUUGGUCCUCAACUGGCAUUUCAUGUUGGAUGUGCUGUGGGGGACACACUUUACCUACAUGGAGGUGUAAGUUCCUUUGGUUCUCUGACCCCGUCAAACAAACUAUACAGCCUCAAUAUCAACUCCAUGAUAUGGAAUGAGGUCAGGGUGGAAGGAGGCCCAGCUCUGAGUCAUCAUGCUUGCAUUACUUUGGACGACAGAUUCUUACUUCUUAUUGGUGGAUGGAACGGUAAGGGCAGGACAUCAUCCGUAAUUGCUUUCGACACGGAACAGAAAGUCUGGUUGUAUCCGAAAGUUUCCGGAUUUCCGGAAGAUGCUGGCCUCAGCUCGCAUACUGCCUCUCUUUUGAGUGAUGGAAAGAUUUUGGUGUUAGGGAGGGAAGGAACCCUUAGAAGUCAACGGAAGGAUCGCCUCAGUGGCAAUGCGUAUAUGCUGUCAGGGAGUCUAGCUGUUGGUGAAUUCGUUUUCACCGAGUAUAGUCAUAACACUGAAUCUCGAUCUGGACAUACAACUUGCUUCAUUGGACCAAAGUUAUAUAUAAUGGGUGGUCGAAACGAUAACUUCCUGGAAGUCCACAGCGGCUACAAAAGUGGAAAAUAUGAUAGCGACAAAGAAGCAAUUGAUACCGUUGUCAAGGUGGCAAAGACUCUUAAACCCAUGGCAAAACUUCCUCAUGGGAGAAGACACCAUGUGGCUCUCGAAGGCUCAAAAGGAGUAUUGAUCCAUGGAGGGGAAAAAUUUGACGGACCUCCGAAUAGACACCCUGCUGGAGAAAUGUACAUCAUGACGGACAGUAAACUUUCUGGCGUAAAUUUUUACCUGCUUGGUGUGAGCCGAGAAGGCAGGGCAGGGCAUGUGAUGUGUGUGUGUAGAAAUCAGAUCCUUUUACACGGUGGGCUUGGCGAUCGUAGGCUAGUUCAUGGCGACACCAGAGUACUCCGUGUCAGCUGAUGAACCAUGUAACUUAGUUUUAUACAAUAGGGCUGCAAUGAUAUAUCGUGUGACAAUACGGUAUGAUACACAAUAUGUUUUGGGAGGUCACCAUUCUCCUACGAUAUUUUUCAAAUUUUGGCGUUUCUGAAUUUAGUCUACUUGUAUACCUUCCAAAAUGGCGAGUGACAGCUCCAGCUCGGCUUGCACGCCGCAAGACAUGAAUUGUGUGAAACUAAAGUCAUGCCCAUUUUGGACCAAGUCUAUUUCCAGUUGUAGUAUUGCCAUUGGCAUUGAAAAUUUGCAACAUAUCUUUUUCGCUUUAUUUCUGCUGUUACUAUAUAUGUAUUGUGAUACAUAUUGUAUCGUGACCACAGUAUCUUGAUACGUAUUGUAUCGUCAUGUUAAUGUAUCGUUGCAGCCCUGUUAUAUAAACCUCCCAUCAGAUUGUAAUCUUUUUGGGCCUGUAUUUAUGAAACAGUUCUCAUGCUCAAACUCAGAUUUGGUACUCAAGCCUAAAGUAUUGUAAUGAUCUAUUCAGGCCUGUAUUCAUGAAACAGUUCUCAUGCUCAAACUCUGAUUUUGUACUCAAGCCCAAAGUAUUGUAACAAUCUAUUCAGGCCUGUAUUCAUGAAACAGUUCUCAUGCUCAAACUCUGAUUUGGUGCUCAAGCCCAAUUUCUAAUUCUUGUGAUAAUUAUAUAUAAAGUAAUAUAAACUUACAUGUUGUCAAUGACUUGGGAAGAAUUUUUAAGAGACUUAACCCUUUCACCACUGUAGACCAUAAUGGACUCAUUCAUAUCAAUGCAUGGUAGAGUCUAUUAUAAUUACAUAGGGGUGAAAGGGUUAAUAAACUUAUAGCCAGAUGGCAUUGUCAUUGUCUAGACUUGACAUUUUGACUACCGCGAUCACACGUUUUAUGCAAGUUGCAAGAAAGUUGGUUUGAGCACAGAAUCCAUGCUUGAGCAUGAGAACAGUUUCAUGAAUACAGGACCGAUGAAUUGGCUAACAGUGAAAGGAUUAGGAACUAUUCAGUUGAUGUAUCUCUCAAGAUUUGUAACAUUUCCCUGUUUUAAUACUACUGAACAGCAUUUGCUGUGUGAUGUGCCAUAUGAUAGUUGACAGAUUAUACUCUUUCACCCCUAGGUAACUUUAGUAGACUCUACCAUACAUUUAUCUGGGUGAGUCCAUUAAUGUGGUCGACUGUCAAUAAGGGUUAAGAGCAGUUCCAAAUUUAAAGUCCAUUGUGUAUCAAAUCAAAAUGAAAGUCACACCUCGUUCAUCUUGACAGUUUGGUUCAUGGAGUAAAUUAAUAUAUAUGACUUGCAUUUCUUUGAUAUCUAAUUAUGAGGUAUAUAGAGGGUGGCUAUCAUGUUUAUCUAAUUUGAGUUAAUUAAUUUUCAAAUUGUAUAAAGACACAAAGUUUACAGAGUGUCUUUUAACAGAUUAUUGACAGUCAUGACAUUGCUAUAUAAAUGUCAUCAUCAGGUAGUGCCUGAAUACAAAUAAUGUGUCUCUAGUACGAGAUGGUCACUGUAGGAAUACAAGAUUGACUAUUGAAAAUAAUUUUAAAGUACCAAAACAUAGAACUGUUUUUUAUUCCAGACACUUUUUUAUUGAUAGUAUUAACGACUGGAAUGUUUUACCCAGUGACCUAAAGAAAAUAGACAAUUUUACCACUUUCAAACGAAAACUUACUAAAUAUUGUAUAUCAAUGUCUUACAUUUUAACUUGUUUCUCCAUGUAACCAAAACUUGUUACUUUCUAAAUAGACUUCUUAUCUAAAUUAUAUUAAUAUUUUAGAUUAUGCUAUAUUAGCAUAUAACUAUGUCAAUUUUUAUUGUUUGCUAUAUUAGCAUGUAUGUAUAUUAGGCACAUGCCAUUUAAUUGAUGAAAUACCUUUGCACGAAACUUUAUGCAUUCUGUGAUACUCUAAACUAAGAUAACCGUGAUAUAACCUUAUAUAUGUCGAUUGCAUCAAUAUAUAUAUGUAACUUUGAACUAGCACAUGUAUUUUACUAGCAAGAUUACCAUGUUUAUUUAUAUAU
Molecule: messenger RNA, 3552 nt
Organism: Mizuhopecten yessoensis (Yesso scallop)
Lineage: Eukaryota; Metazoa; Mollusca; Bivalvia; Pectinida; Pectinidae
Product: kelch domain-containing protein 9-like
Exons: 3
Coding region: 393-1526 (377 amino acids)
Molecular function (GO): cyclin binding
Source: RefSeq, a predicted model, not a curated record